Messenger RNA from Physella acuta, 2098 nucleotides. RefSeq lists its product as uncharacterized. The record is from RefSeq and is a predicted model, not a curated record. NCBI's taxonomy places the organism in Eukaryota, Metazoa, Mollusca, Gastropoda, Physidae.
GUCCUUAUGGGAUAGGGCCAAGCAGGCGAUGCGGCACUGGUGUGUACCACCUCGCCUCACCAUGUUGAUGUGACCCUAUUUCCUUCAGCGUGUAGCUUCCUGAAUGCUGGUCUUCAUGGUCACGUAGUGAAAGUUUGUAAACAACCGAUGAUAGGAUCUUUUGUUCAGUAAAGAGCGUGGCGUCGAUCAACGAGUUUAUGGUUAGGCGUGGAUGGCCUUGGCGUCACUCGACUACGUCAUCGUGUGUUAUGUGUGAUUACAGCAUGACCUGAACACAGAGAGGGAUAUUUAAUUUAAACUCAAGAUUUAACAUCACACAAUGUUUUUCUUCCAAGCUGCAUGCACAAAUCACAUAUAAACUUUUAAAUCCUUCUCUAACAAUGCAUGCUAAGGACGUAUUCCUAUUUCCAGCUCUGAUUGUGCUCCUGACGUUAUGUGGUGACGUGGUAGCCCCGACGUGCCCGAGUGUGGUAGCUUGCAUAGAGGAGUUCACGUCCACUGUGAAAUACGUGGGGCACGAUAUUGGCGAGUACUGCAGAAUCCAUUCCGUUCUGCUCAAAUGCCUUACAAAUGCACAGUGCGAACCCUUGACUCAAAUCCACAAGGAUAACGAACUGAGGAAUUACAAAGACAGUGAUAAGGACUGCAAUUCAGCGUGGGUGGCCACUCCAGGGCUGUCCAUUAUCUUGAUGACCAUCACAGUUUGGUUGUUACAUGCCUGCUGACCACUGGAUCUGACACAUCCACAAACCAAUCAGUGUAAAUACAUGUUUUAAAUCUUUAUUAUUGUAACUCAGAUGUGUACUAAUGUUAUAGUUUAUUUUGUAUUUAGGUGAAUGCCAACACUCAGUUGUAGCUAUAGUAACACUAUAGUUUCAUUGUCACCUAUUCUAAUCUAUAACUAUUUUAACUAAUACUUGAAUCUGCUUUAAGCCCAAACUUUGUUUUUAGCUGUUUCAACUUUUGAAUUGUUUGAAGAAAGAUGUACAAGAUGCUGUAGCAUUGUAAAUAUGCACUAAAAUGGUAUUGUCAUAAUUAGAUCUUAUCAUUUAUUAGUGUAAUAUAAUGCAUGUUUAUAAUUGGUACCUUUCAAUCUAGAUUUUAAUCUUGAAUCUGCUUUAAAUGUAUUUACAUUGUUCAUUGGUUUACAACCGAUUGUGAAAAAAAUAAUUUAUUUAGGGAUUUUAUUUUGUAUUUAUUGCAAAUACCUUUUUUUAAUAUCAAUUGAAAUACAAGUUAAUUGUAUUACUUGGCUAAAUUCACACUAAAAUUAGCAAAGGGAAAGAUUAGUUUAGUGAAGGGGUUGAAAUUAAUAAUUAGCAGAAUCAAUAAUUCAAAAGUUAGUUGAAUAUUUGAAUUGUACCUUAAAUUGUACAUAGACGAUGCCAUUUUAUUCUGCACAUGUAUCCCUGCAAUUAAUGGAGUUGUUCGGUAAGUAGAUGAAGAGCACCACUGCUCAUGAGUUUAACUCCAGGGCUGGAGUCCUGACCACCUAAUCCUAUCGUAUACCAAGUAUGGAUAAACAGAUGAAUUUCUUUUUAUUGUCAGAACUUGAAGAGAAUUUUUUUUUAUUUGUAAAAUAUUUUUUUUACUAAUGUUGCAUUUCAUUUUGUUGACUUCUAGCACUACAUCAUUGUUUUAUUGAUACCCACACAACCAACACCACAUAUACUGCUUAUGUAAAAAAAAAGUCAGUUUUCUUUUUGAAAAUUUAUUGCAAAAUAAAUCUCGUUCAAGCAUUACAUUAAAAGAAUCUAUUAACAGGAUUCUGUUAGGUAAAAUAAUGUACAUGUUGCAAGCAAAAUAUUUUAUUUAAAUAAUGCGGGAAUAGUUUGUUGAAAUGUGAAUGAAAUAUUUAGACCAGUCCUUAGAACAGACUUCAAUGAGGGUGAAAUCCAUAAUUACAGAUUCAGUAGUUGGUGAAUGGACUAUAAUUUAGCCAAAUCACCCUUUACCCCCCAAUAGGCAGCUAUCUACGGCCAUUGAGGUCAAACAUGCAUAUUCUGGAUGUAAACAAAACUGUGUUUCAAUACACUGCUAAAGUCAGUUAACUCUGUUUAAACUUGUGAUUUGUUUCAUUAAAGUGUAAAUAACUGUA